Molecule: messenger RNA, 1472 nt
Organism: Silurus meridionalis
Lineage: Eukaryota; Metazoa; Chordata; Actinopteri; Siluriformes; Siluridae
Product: C-type lectin domain family 4 member M-like
Exons: 4
Molecular function (GO): signaling receptor activity
Source: RefSeq, a predicted model, not a curated record
ACUAUAGUGAAAGACCAGUUACAGACCAGUUACAACAAUCUGAAUAGAGAGAGAGACCAGUUACAAACCAGUUACAAUAACCUGACUAAAGAGAGAGACCAGUUACAGACCAGUUACAACAGCCUAACUAUAGAGAGAGACCAGUUCCAGACAAGUUACAAUAACCUGACUAUGAAAAGAGACCAGUUACAGACCAGUUACAACAAUCUGACUAUAGAGAAAGACCAGUUACAGACCAGUUACAACAAUCUGACUAUAGAAAGAGACAGGUUACAGACCAGAUACAACAACCUGACGAUAGAGAGAGACCACUUACAGACCAGUUACAACAAUCUGACUAUAGAGAGAGACCAAUUACAGACCAGUUACAAUAACCUGACUGUAAAGACAGACCAGUUACAAACCAAUUACAAUAACCUGACUAAAGAGAGAGACCAGUUACAGACCAGUUACAACAACCUGACUAUAGAGAGAGACCAGUUACAGACCAGCUACAACAAUCUGACUAUAGAGAGAUACCAGUUACAGUCCAGAUACAACAAUCUGACUAUAGAGAUAGGAUGGUUACAAACAAAUUACAACAAACUGACUAUAGAGAGAGACCAGUUACAGACCAGUUACAAUAACCUGACUAUAGAGAGAGACCAGUUACAGACCAGUUACAAUAACCUGACUAUAGAGAGAGACCAGUUACAGACCAGUUACAACAACCUGGCUAUAGAGAGAAACCAGCUGCAAACCAACAACAGCAACCUGAUAACCCAAAAGAACCAGCUACAGAAUGAGAAAGACAGACUUCAGAGAAUGUUGACAGACACAUAUACCAGACUGGGAUGGAAAUAUUUUAACAGCAGUUUUUACUACAUCUUUACUGGGAUAAAAACCUGGACUGGGAGCAGACAGGACUGCAUCAACAGAGGAGCAGACCUGGUGAUCAUAAACAGCGCCGAGGAACAAAAGUUCAUCAUUAAUCAGCUCAACAACAAGGAGGCUUGGAUUGGUCUGAGUGACAUUGAGACAGUGCAGGUUUGGAAAUGGGUGGACGGUUCACCACUGACCACUGCGUUCUGGUAUGCAGGGCAACCAAAUAAUUAUAAUAAUAAUGAGCGCUGUGUUAAGAUCGAGACUAAUCAACGUGGUAAACAAUGGAAUAAUGUUCCGUGUUUUGUUACAUUAUCCUGGAUCUGUGAGAAAAAUGUGUUUCUGUAAAGUUAAUUCAGUAUGUCUAUAUAAUGUGCUAAAUUAGCAGUUGGAGCAUCCUGUAGCUCUUUCUAAAUAGACCUGCUUAUUGUACAUGCCUAUUAUAUAUUUCAUCCAAAUCAAACCAAAUCCUUGUCAUGUAACACUUUCCAUCCUGUCACGAAUGCAAGUCUACAUGGACAAUAUAUUUUCAGGUGACUGACAUUCUGAAGGGAGAAACUGGUUUCUACAAUAUAAUUACAUUAAACAAAUAUUACAUUGUUUUUUGUGAC